Molecule: messenger RNA, 2051 nt
Organism: Hevea brasiliensis (rubber tree)
Lineage: Eukaryota; Viridiplantae; Streptophyta; Magnoliopsida; Malpighiales; Euphorbiaceae
Exons: 5
Coding region: 339-1568 (409 amino acids)
Source: RefSeq, a predicted model, not a curated record
CAUAUAUUUCAAAAAAAAAAAAAAAAAAAAAAACACUUUCUGGAUUCUUCUCCUCACCUGUCCUUUCUAGCCCAAUUUCACAGUGACACCCACCGAGCUAAAAAAAUCUCAGCUUCUUCUUGCUGAAGGAAGCACUACACCUGUCACACUUACCCUUUUUCACAUGCACACUCUUCUUGCCCUAUUCAGAUAUACCCACAUAGAGAGAACAUAGUGAUUUUGUAUAUUUCUAACCCAUCUGUUUCCUAAACACAUCACCAACUGAUAAGUGAAAACAUCGCAUCCAAUUUCUUCCUUAACGACAUCGCCUUUGUUGGAUUCUUCGUGGGGUUCGUACAAUGUCAGGGUCCGGUGGGGUUUCGAUUGCCCGAGCUCGCGGUGAGAACCGAUUCUAUGUUUCUCCGGCUAUGCGAAAGCAGCAGCAGCAGGGGUCGUCGAUUUCCAAGAAUUGUACGGUGGAGAGCGAGAAGAGAACGGAUUCCGAUCAAUGUGGCUCAGUGUCUUCGUCGUCGUUCACGUCAAAUUGUUAUUGUUCGGUUUCGGGCCGGGUUGAGGGCGAGUGUAAUUCCACGAAUUUAGAUCGGUUCUUGAAGUACACUACUCCUGUGGUUCCUGCCCAAUAUUUCCCAAAGACAAGCAUCCGGGGAUGGAGAACUCGUGAAGCAGAGUACCACCCAUACUUUAUACUGGGUGAUCUAUGGGAAUCUUUUAAAGAGUGGAGUGCCUAUGGUGCGGGUGUUCCCUUGCUGUUAAAUGGAAGUGAAACUGUUAUGCAGUACUAUGUUCCCUACUUGUCUGGCAUUCAGCUGUAUAUAGACCCAUCAAGACCCUCUCCAAGGCUAAGGAGGCCUGGUGAAGAUAGUGAUGCUGAGUCAUCCAAGGAAACCAGUAGUGAGGGUAGCAGUGACUACGGAGCAGAUAGAGGAGUAAAGAAUGCUGUUCAGUGGAAUUGGACCCAGCAAAACGUGAUAGAUGCAAAUAUUAAGAGUUUGAAUAGACUCUCACUGAGAAAUAAACCUUUCAGAGGUUCAUCAAGUGAUGAAUGUGAGAUUUCCAAACCUUCAGGUCAUCUUGUUUUUCAAUACAUGGAGCACGCUUCACCAUUUACUCGUCAACCAUUGGCUGACAAGAUCUCAGUUCUCGCAUCUCAGUUUCCAGAACUGGAGACAUAUAGGAGCUGUGAUCUGUCACCUUCAAGUUGGAUUUCUGUUGCUUGGUAUCCCAUAUAUAGGAUCCCCAUGGGUCCUACGCUACAGAAUCUGGAUGCCUGCUUUUUAACCUUCCAUUCUUUAUCAACACUCUUUCAGAAUCAGAAUGCCGAUGAGUUGCACCUUCAUGGUUCUAGUGUUAGGGGGGUUCCCUGUGCUGAUAUGUCAUUCAAGCUACCUUUGCAUACAUUUGGUCUGGCUUCCUACAAGUUUAAAGUUUCUUUUUGGAACCCGAAUGGAGCUUAUGAAUGUCAAAAGGUCAAUUCCCUGUUACGGGCUGCUGACAACUGGCUUAAGCAAAAGCAAGUAAAUCAUCCUGAUUUUGCGUUCUUUUUCUCGCACAACUCAAACUGGAGAUGACUGGGGAGUUAUAUGAGUGAGCUAUAAACCUGAAAUGAAGGGAUGCAUAUUGGGACCUUCAAUCCUGAAAGAGAAACCUUAUUUCUUAAUGUUCCCCUAUGUUUUAUAACUAUAUGGAGAGGUGUAUGAUCAGGAUUCCCAGCCUAAAGUUAAAGUUGGCUACAAAACCUUGUCCCUUUACUGAACAGCCCAGGAAUGAAAUUAGUGUUGGCUUUAAUGCGAGGCUUUACAUAUUCAGAGAUAUUUGAAAAGGCUUUGUGAUUGAUAAUCAUUAUGGUUUUUUGAUCUUGUGGACAGUUUUACGUAGUGGCCUGAGAUUAAGAACUAUAGUUGCUACAACUUUCGAAUAAGGUUGUCAGAUGAUGAUGAAAAAAAUUAGUGACUCUUGUAAAUAUAUGUGUUGUCGUAGCAUAUGCUGCAUACUUGUACUAACAGUUUCUAAUUUUUAUAAUAAAAUGGUAUUUACUUCUCGUGCUUCUAUAA